Messenger RNA from Oncorhynchus gorbuscha (pink salmon), 4983 nucleotides. RefSeq names its product seipin-like. The transcript is spliced from 8 exons. Gene Ontology annotation, cellular component: endoplasmic reticulum membrane. NCBI's taxonomy places the organism in Eukaryota, Metazoa, Chordata, Actinopteri, Salmoniformes, Salmonidae. Gene Ontology annotation, biological process: lipid storage; lipid droplet organization. The record is from RefSeq and is a predicted model, not a curated record. Bases 27 to 1076 code for a protein of 349 amino acids.
AAAGAGUCAGUUCUGGGUUGGUCACCAUGGGUGAUGUCACGGGACCAGUUUUCCUGUGGCUGCAAGUUGUGUUGGAGGUAACUCUCCACAGAGCCCGUCGUACUUUACUGCAGGCUGCCAUCCUCUUCUGCGUUUUAGCGCUGCUGGUCUGGGUGGCCGUCUUCCUCUAUGGUAGCUUCUACUACUCCUAUAUGCCCACCGUCAGCUUCUCUACACCAGUGCACUACCACUACAGUUCCGACUGUGAUGCUCCCAAUUCCGUCCUCUGCUCUUUCCCUGUGGCAAACAUCUCACUGCUGAAGAAUGGCAAAGACCAGGUUAUGAUCUAUGGUCAGCCAUAUCGAAUCUCUUUAGAGCUGGAAAUGCCUGAGUCGCUUGUCAACAAACAGCUUGGCAUGUUCAUGAUUAAGAUGUCUUGCUACACCAAUGAUGGCCAGACAGUUGCAGCUGUGGUGCGCUCUGCUAUGCUGCACUACCGCUCUGGUCUUCUGCAGACCUUGAAUACGCUACUGUUCUCUCCUCUCCUGCUGACUGGGAUGACGGAGCAGAAGCAGCUCGUUGAGGUUGAGCUCUUCUCGGACUACAAAGCCAAUUCUUAUCAACCCACUGUUGGCGCUGUCAUUGAGAUUCAGUCUCAGCGGGUGCAGGUCUAUUCAGUUCAGCUCAGGAUCCAAGCUUUCUUCACUGGCAUCAGAUACCUCCUGUACUAUUUCCCGGUGACGUCUGCAGUGAUCGGUGUGGCCAGCAACUUUGCCUUCCUCAGUGUCAUUGUGCUCUUUGGAUACCUACAGUUUAUAUGGGGGGGACUUUGGCCUCCCGAGCAGGUCAGGGUUAUGAUGGGAGACACGACUCACAUGCAGUGGAGAAGAGAAGAGGCUCGGAAGCGCAUGUCCUUCUCACAAAAGUCGUCAGAUGAGCCCCCAGUGCUCGUGGAGGCUCUUCAAAUUUACGAGACCGAUGCAAGUGAAGAGGAGCCUGCUGGUCUGCAGGAUAGAGGUGCAGUGGUGGGACCCAAGGUGCCUCAGAUAGGGGACUCUAUGCUGCGUCAGAGACGGGGACCCUGGAUGAGUCUAUGAACCAUGGAUCAUCGCUCACAUUUUUACACACUCACAAAUCCCUCGACGUGCCUUUCCCUUUCACGCAGCCACAGAGGCAUCCACUGAGAGUGAAUUCCCUACAGACAGCGACUCCAGAUACUGUAGUAUCUUGGAUCUACAUCUGUUUAUAUUAGUUACUGUGCUGUUACUAAGCAGUAAUGCAUUACGGCAGUGUUACGUUACUAACCUAAUUGGAAAUGCACAUGCGCACUGGGGUGCCGGGAACUGUAGAGCACGAGGGGUUUUGACUAAACGAAAACUAACUGUACUCCCGUCUCCUGCCUGGUCAUUUCUCCACAACACAAAUAUUACAGUGGCGACGAGGUGAUUAAACUACAUAAACAGACAUUGCUUGAAGGGAAGAAUGUUGCGUGAGUAAUGAAACUCAAAAUAAUUAUGUAAUUCGUCAGUUAUUUUUUAUUUUCUUUCGCCAGUAGAGAAGGCUAAGCACUGCUAGCACUGCUAGUACAGUAUUCAGGAGAUGCCAAGUAGCAAGACUAUUGGAGUCCAGAAUAGCGACACUGCCCUCUGGUGGUUAAGUAAAAAACUGUCUCAAUGAACCCAUUGAAAUUAGGCGAUCUCAGUGGAGAAAGGAACGUAACACGGUGUGUACAAAUGAGUGCAGUGAAUGAAGUAAUUGCAGAAACUUCUGAAGUGAAGAAUUAGAUGAAAAUUCAGAAAAUUAAGGAAUAUAAGGAAACUGAACAAUUAACUGUGAAAAUGGCAACCAUUGGUCGAGUACCAGAGUUUGAGGCUACAAAAGAAGAUUUUGAUUCCUAUUUGGAGCGUUUUGAGCGUUGGCUGGCUGCAAAUGACAUCUAAGAUGGAAAGAAAGCAGACGUAUUUCUCAGUGUUUUGGGUCCAAAUGAGUAUGGAUUGCUGAAAGGUCUCAUUGAACCAAUGAAAGCAGUGAUGCAGAACUGACUGAAACUCUUUCAAGGUAUUUCAAGCCUAAGCCAAUUCUCAUUGCAGAACGUUUCAGAUUUUACCAACGUCACCAGAGUCAAGGGGAAACCGUGGCUGACUACAUCCUUGCUUUGAAAAGGCUGGCAAGUACAUGUGAGUUUGCACGAUUUGUUAAUGAUGCUCUCCGAGACAAGUUUGUAUGUGGUCUCACAGGUGAAGCAUAUCACAGAAGGCUCCUGUCAGAGAAGGACCUGACCUUUAAGAAAGCCUGUGAUAUAGCACUUGGACUCGAGCUUGUCCACAGGGAUACUAUUGAGCUAUCGGGACAUGCAGAACGUCAGAAAGGUGUUCACAAGGUCAGUGAUGCACGUGGUGAAAAAAGCUCACAAAAGUCACUUUUUUCAGUCCCGUCCUCAAGGUUACACAAGAACAAAGCAGCCCACAUCUCAAAGGUUUAAGCCAAGUUGCUACAGAUGUGGGGGAGAUAAUCAUCAUCACGGUGAAUGUCGAUUCCAAAAUGAAAAGUGCCACAAUUGUGGAAAGGUUGGACAUUUACAGAGAGUGUGUAAAGCCUCGAAACGCACAGCAAGAGCGCACAAAGUGUCAGACGCAGCUCAAGAAGAGGAAGAUACAACUAAAACAGUAUUGGAACUGUUCACAGUGUACACAGCUCAACAACUAAAAGAUGGAAUCUAUCUCAACAUGGAGUUAGAGGGAAAACCAGUAAAAAUGCAGCUGGACACCGGAGCGUCUGUAUCUCUGGUUCCAGAGAGACUCUACAAAGAAAAACUGAAAGAGUGCCCUCUUCAGCCCGCGUCCAUCCGCCUUUCUUCAUACACUGGUGACACUAUUCCUGUGUUAGGGCAGAUCCAGGUACCAGUCCGGAUGGAAGGAGUGGACGCUACCGCUUGUCAUUGUUAAAGGAGAAAAAUCAGCCUUGCUAGGCAGAAACUGGCUACAAAAGAUCAAGUUGAACUGGGGAGAAAUCUUCAGUCUAAGAAAUGACAAACCAGGGAGUCAGGCUACACUCACUAACAUGCUGGAGACACACAAAUAACUUUUCAAAGAUGGCUACGGUGAAAUAAGACUUCACAGCAAAAGUCAAAGUGCAAGAAGGAACCAAGCAUAUCUUUCACAAAACACGUCCGGUUCCCUAUGCUCUUAAGGAAGCAGUAGAGAAGGAACUGGACCGCCUACAGAAGAAUAACAUAAUCACGAAAGUAGCGAGGAGCGACUGGGCCGCUCCGAUUUGUUGUAAGUCCCAAAGAAAGACAAGACCGUCAAAAUGUGCGGUGACUACAAGGUCACAGUAAAUCGCUGCAUACUACCAGAGAAAUAUCCUCUACCAACCGCUGAAGAUCUGUUUGCCACUCUAGCUGGUGGGAAGGUUUUCAGUAAGCUGGACCUGGCAUUCGCUUAUCAGCAACUGAAGCUGGAUCCGGAGUCAGAACAGUAUCUGACCCUCAAUACACACAAGGGGCUAUUCAGAUUCAAUCACUUGGCCUAUGGAAUCUCGACAGCUCCAGCGAUAUUCCAACAAACAAUGGAUCAGAUCUUGGACGGUAUAGACCAUGUUGUGUGCUUCAUGGACGACAUCCUCGUGUCAGCACCAACCAUCGGAGAGCACCUUGUAGUGCUGGACAAAGUGAUGUCAAGACUGGAGAAAUACGGAGUGAGAAUGAAACGCAGCGAGUGUGUGUUCCUCCAGGACUCAGUGGAGUAUCUCGGAUACAAGAUUGAUGCACAAGGCCUGCACCCAACCAACAGCAAGGUGGAAGCAAUCGUAAACGCACCAGCACCCACAAAUAUCUCAGAGCUGAGGUCAUUUUUGGGGCUCCUGAACUAUUACAAAAAGUUUGUGGCAAACUUGUCCACAUUGUUGCAUCCGCUUCACCAACUGCUGCAGGCCGAUACAAAGUGGAAUUGGUCCCCACAAUGCGAAGAAGCAUUCAAGACUUGCAAACAGCGUCUGCUAAAGAGCAAGUGGCUUGCCCACUAUAACACAGAGAUGAAGCUGAGACUCGCGUGUGAUGCAUCUCCAUACGGAGUAGGAGCCGUCAUCUCACAUGUUCUACCGUCAGGUGAAGAACACCCUAUUGCAUUUGCAUCACGGACUCUGUCACCAAGUGAGAAACAUGAUGCUCAAAUUGAGAAGAAAGCUCAUGACAGACACUCAAAGAAUGUCAGAGAAUUCAAAGAGGAAGAGAGGUGUGAUGGUACGUGAUUUCAGACACCCUAAGCGCCUGUGGAACUCAGGUGUGAUCUUGCAACGCAGAGGACCUUUGACUUACCAAGCCCAAACUGGUCAUCGCCAGGUCAACAUUCAUGUGGAUCAUCUGCUACGGUCCAAUGCCCCAGCAGAGACAUGCCGAGAGAACAAGAACAAUAACGACCCCCAGGACUAUUCUCCUGACUGUGGACGUACAGGAGAGACAGAGCCUGACCUUCCACCCGAACCUGGCCCACCACAGGAAGCCCAGGAGGAGCGGAGAUACCUAUUCGACAGCGAAGGGCACCUCAACAGCUUGACCUGUGAGUUGAGCUGGUUAAGGAGGUAACAAACAGUAAAACAAACACUUUAAUAUGUCCUAGAUAAAAGGAAAGACAAAGGACAUUAGCUGGGUUAGUUAUUAGGACACAAACUCCAUCUUCGGGGCAGAAUAAUCCCCUGGAUUUGUGCUGGGCUCUGAAAAGUCUGCUUCAACACAGUAGUUGAAAAAUGUUUAAGAAUGCAUUGUUCAGAUAUUGCAUUAGUAGUUACCUAACAUAUUUACCUUGUUCUCUGGGAGUUAAACACUAUGGGGGAGGAGUGUAGUAUCUGGGAUCUACAUCUGUUUAUAUUAGUUACUGUGCUGUUACUAAGCAGUAAUGCAUUAUGGCAGUGUUACGUUACUACACCUAAUAGGAAAUGCACAUGCGCACUGGGGUGCAGGGAACUGAAGAGCACGAGGGGUUUUGACUAAACGAAAACUUAACUGUA